CGGCGCUCGUGCAGGGGAGCAGACGGCCGUGACUGGGGGUCUCUGCGCCCGAUCGUCCGUGUAGUUCGGUUCCGGCUGUUCCUCUGGGAGGGUCGCAGACUCGGUUCCAUUGGAAGCUGGGAUGGGCACCAGAAGAUGAUGUCAGAGCUCCCGAGCUUCUGAGGUUUUACUGUCGGCCUCCAGAACCCCGACAUGCAUGCAUGGCUUGAUGUUCAUCAUGUUCCACCAUAGACCCACAUGACUGCUCCUGCCGCAACACUGUUAGCUUCCAGCUCCAGCGUGCCUGAGGUGCUGUGCAGAGGGCCCAGCUGGGAAGCCCGGCCUCCCGGGUGACAAAGGUGCCAUUGGGAUGCCAGGACGUGUGGGAGUAAAGGGCCAACCAGGCGAGAAGGGGGCCCCAGGCGACGCCGGGAUGUCCAUCAUCGGCCCUCGCGGCCCCCCUGGCCAGCCGGGCACCCGAGGCUUCCCCGGAUUCCCGGGCCCCAUUGGACUGGACGGCAGGCCGGGUUACUCCGGACCCAAAGGAGAGAUGGGUCCUCAGGGACAGAAAGGAGAAAAGGGCCAGUGUGGAGAGUACCCGCACCGGCUGCUGCCUCUCCUCAACUCCGUGCGCCUGGCUCCGCCCCCGGUCAUUAAGAGGCGCACCUUCCAGGGCUUACCUGGACCUCCUGGACCCAAGGGAGACCCUGGAGUCCAGGGCUACCACGGCCGGAAGGGAGAAAGGGGCAUGCCAGGGAUGCCCGGCAAGCACGGCGCCAAGGGGGCGCCAGGAAUCGCGGUGGCCGGGAUGAAGGGUGAGCCUGGGACCCCAGGAGCCAAGGGCGAGAAGGGGGCUGCGGGCGCUCCCGGGCUCCUUGGACUCCUGGGGCAGAAGGGAGAGAAGGGCGAAGCAGGAAACGCCAUUGGAGGAGGCAGAGGGGAGCCCGGACCCCCAGGACUCCCGGGGCCCCCGGGGCCAAAGGGAGAAGCUGGCGCUGAGGGCCAGGCCGGGGCCCCUGGACAGCAAGGAAGCAAGGGGGAUCCCGGAGCAGCUGGAGUGCAGGGACCCGCUGGCCCCCCGGGCGCCAAGGGGGAACCGGGCAAAGGCGAGAUGGUGGGCUACAACGGCAACAUCAGCGAGGCGCUCCAGGAGAUCCGCACGCUGGCCCUGAUGGGCCCACCUGGUCUUCCCGGGCAAAUCGGCCCACCUGGUGCUCCAGGGACCCCAGGCCAAAAGGGAGAGAAAGGAGAGCCCGGGGAGAAGGGGGACUCAGGAGCAGAGCUUCCUGGGCCACCUGGGCCAGAAGGGCCUCCCAGACCUCCGGGCCUCCAGGGCGUUCCUGGACCAAAGGGGGAAGUGGGACUGGAAGGAGCGAAGGGAGAGCAAGGCAUCCAGGGAGAAAAAGGAGACCGAGGGGCGCUGGGCCUCCCCGGAGCUUCAGGUUUGGACGGCAGGCCUGGGCCACCGGGUACUCCGGGACCAACUGGAGUUCCAGGCCCAGUGGGACCAAAGGGAGAGAGGGGCAGCAAAGGUGACCCUGGGAUGACAGGACCAAUGGGAGCAGCCGGGCUUCCUGGUUUACACGGACCACCUGGGGACAAAGGAAACCGGGGGGAGCGGGGAAAGAAAGGAUCUCGAGGGGCUAAAGGGGAUAAGGGAGACCAAGGCGCACCCGGAUUAGAUGCCCCCUGCCCGUUGGGCGAAGACGGCUUACCCGUCCAGGGCUGCUGGAACAAGUGAUGCCUCUAACCUGGGAUUGGCCUGAGUGUGUGUGUGUACAUAGAAUAUUUAUUUUUAUACAGUUUUCACUCUCUGAAAAUGCCAGAAGGAUGAUGCAUAUUACAGAUUAUUAAAAAACGAAAAGAAAAAAAGAAAGCCUUACAUACUUUGUACAGAAAAUACCAACCUCCUAACGUUUUUUUAUUUGUUUGUUUACAAGACGCAUAAGUCCUGGACCCUAAUACACUUUUUGUUCGUGAGCAUGGCCAGAUGUUUGCAUGGUAUUUGUGCACACUUAUUAAGGAUGGACGCUUAAUAAAUUAUUGAGUUCUGGUGCCAAAAGGGGGCUCCACCGGCACCGAGGUGCAGGCUGCCUUCCCCCUCAAGUGAAUUCACAGAAACGCAGAGGGCCACAGUGAUCGGCCAAGCAACGCGUGACUAUGGACACU
Sorex araneus (European shrew) is the source of this 2148-nucleotide messenger RNA. RefSeq names its product collagen alpha-1(XIII) chain-like. The record is from RefSeq and is a predicted model, not a curated record. NCBI's taxonomy places the organism in Eukaryota, Metazoa, Chordata, Mammalia, Eulipotyphla, Soricidae. Bases 350 to 1720 code for a protein of 456 amino acids. The transcript is spliced from 36 exons.